Messenger RNA from Cladophialophora immunda, 1731 nucleotides. RefSeq lists its product as uncharacterized. The record is from RefSeq and is a predicted model, not a curated record. The transcript is spliced from 4 exons. The coding region runs from base 55 to 1731 and encodes 558 amino acids. Lineage: Eukaryota; Fungi; Ascomycota; Eurotiomycetes; Chaetothyriales; Herpotrichiellaceae. Gene Ontology annotation, biological process: DNA-templated transcription; positive regulation of transcription from RNA polymerase II promoter by galactose. Gene Ontology annotation, molecular function: DNA-binding transcription factor activity, RNA polymerase II-specific; zinc ion binding; RNA polymerase II cis-regulatory region sequence-specific DNA binding. Gene Ontology annotation, cellular component: nucleus.
GGAUUCGCCUCGCUGUCAUUUUUGCAGUUUCUUCGCCAGACCAUCAGGCAGCAAAUGGGCCCCUCGCUCUUCACGGAAAAUACCCGUCGCCAUGUCAUGCUAGAGGCCACCAGUCCCGAAGACACAAGCAACAACUUCGUCGAAGACGAACACCAGAAACGAGCCAUGAUCGACGUCUACUUUGUUGCUACCAACGGAAUGCUAGACCUAUUUUCUCGAGAAGAAGUUGAGGCAUAUUCUGCAACGGUGGACACCCCAAGUGCCGAGAAACGCGAAUACAUGACGGCUGCACUCGACCUCAUGGUUGCCAUUGGAGCGCAAUGCCGAGCAGCAGAUCAGUUCGAUCGUCAGUAUGCCGUAAGACUCUUUUCCAGAGCACAGAAAACCGCUCUCGCCAGCGGACUCGAGGACCCCUGUCUUGACAUGGUUCGUUGUUUCCUGCUCAUGACCUUCUACAUGCUGGGAGCCUGUCGAAGGAACGCCGCCUUUAUGUACAUGGGAAUUGCCAGUCAGGCUGCCUCUGCUCUAGGCCUCCAUGUCACCGAACAAUAUCGUCAUUUCAAUGCUUCAGAUCAAAGCGUGCGGCUGCGCACGCUGAGGAGCCUUCGAGUCCUGGAUGUGAUGUAUUGUUCGAUUCUCGGGAGACCUUAUUCAACAGGCGCAAUCAGAACCGACCACGUCACACCGAACAGUGGCGACGUCGAGACAAGCAGUCCCCGCCAGCUCAGAUUGAAUGCAAGCUUCCGGGUCUGCACCAUUAUCGCGCAGAUCACACAGCGCCUUGACUGUGACGGUUCUAUGGGUCUGAGCACUGCCGAGGAGUUUCUGAAGCGCCUCCAGGAAUGGAGUGUCAGUCUUCCGGAUGACAUGCGGCAGUUCAAGAAGCCGGUCGACCAACCCUUGGCGCUGUCGGAGCAGGAACAAAUGAUAGGGAAUAUUCACGUCUCCUGUGUUUAUUAUUUUGCUGUGAUGCUCGUGACCCGGCCCUUUUUGAUUUCACAUCUGAUGCAACAAUUGACCGGGAAUGCAGGCGAUGGCUCCGUCACUAUAGCAACCCCUGACGCGCAGGCGAAUGUGAUUGAUGUGGCCCAGGCCUGCAUUGAUUCCGCAAUUCUCAUGGCCAAUAUGUGCUACGAGGCCCUCCAGUCUGGCAUUCUGCUCAAACAGAUGUGCAUAAUGAAGGCGUGGGUCUUCGCCGCCGGCCUGGUGCUGGGAUUCUCCAUGUUCGCGCAGGGUGAAUCCCGCUUCGACAUGGACGACGCGUUCAACAACGCGCGCGAGGUCCUCCGGAAUCUCUCCAUCCACAGCCCGCAGGCAGAGCACUACUACGAGAUCCUCAGCGGCUUCGCCGACGUCAUCCAACGACACCGCCAGCAUCUCUCGCGCGAGAGGCGCCGCUCCAAGAAUAAAUAUGUCGACCAGAUCUUGGCGCUGGAUGCCAGUCCGAGUGCCGGCGGAUCGCACUCGACUUCCUCUCCGCGGACGCCAUUGUCCACCGACCACGGCAUCGGACCUCUAAGCACUGCAAUACCGGGCGGAAGUGAAACAGGAGGUGGUGUUCUUGGGACUGACUUUGACUUUAAUGGACCACUGCAGAUGGCGGAUUAUAGCCAGUGGCCGCUGGAAAACGGGGGCGGCUUUGACUUUGGCAUGUUCGGCUGGGACAACUUUGCCAUGCAAAUUUCCGAGAACUUUUCCUUCGACAACGAGCCAGCUUGGGGUGUCACUUGA